AUUGUCAAACGAGGCUUCCUGUGCUGAGCUCUGCCGAACGCUCGUUCACUUUGUUCGAAUCCGUCGCCGCUUAGACUUCGUGAUUUCUCAUUCAGCUUAUUCGAGACCAUCGUGUAAUCAUCCAACAUGGGCAAGGAAAAGAUUCACAUCAACAUUGUCGUGAUCGGACACGUCGAUUCCGGUAAGUCGACCACCACCGGACACUUGAUCUACAAGUGCGGUGGUAUCGACAAGCGUACCAUCGAGAAGUUCGAGAAGGAGGCCCAGGAGAUGGGAAAGGGAUCCUUCAAGUACGCCUGGGUUUUGGAUAAGUUGAAGGCUGAGCGCGAGCGUGGUAUCACCAUCGAUAUCGCCCUGUGGAAGUUCGAGACUGCCAAGUACUACGUGACCAUCAUUGAUGCCCCCGGACACAGGGAUUUCAUCAAGAACAUGAUCACUGGUACCUCGCAGGCCGAUUGCGCCGUGCUGAUUGUCGCCGCCGGAACCGGAGAAUUCGAGGCCGGUAUCUCGAAGAACGGCCAGACUCGCGAGCACGCCCUGCUCGCCUUCACCCUGGGUGUGAAGCAGCUGAUCGUUGGUGUGAACAAGAUGGACUCGUCCGAGCCCCCAUACAGCGAGGCCCGUUAUGAGGAAAUCAAGAAGGAAGUGUCCUCUUACAUCAAGAAGAUCGGCUACAACCCAGCCGCCGUUGCCUUCGUGCCCAUUUCCGGAUGGCACGGCGACAACAUGUUGGAACCCUCUACCAACAUGCCCUGGUUCAAGGGAUGGAAGGUGGAGCGCAAGGAGGGUAACGCUGACGGCAAGACCCUGAUCGAUGCCCUCGAUGCCAUCCUUCCCCCAGCCCGUCCCACCGACAAGGCCCUGCGUCUGCCCCUGCAGGAUGUGUACAAAAUUGGCGGUAUUGGAACAGUACCCGUGGGCCGUGUGGAGACUGGUGUGCUGAAGCCCGGUACCGUUGUGGUCUUCGCCCCUGCUAACAUCACCACUGAGGUCAAGUCCGUGGAGAUGCACCACGAGGCCCUGCAGGAGGCCGUUCCCGGAGACAACGUUGGCUUCAACGUCAAGAACGUGUCCGUGAAGGAGCUGCGUCGUGGCUACGUUGCCGGUGACUCCAAGGCUAACCCCCCCAAGGGAGCCGCCGACUUCACCGCCCAGGUCAUCGUGCUGAACCACCCCGGUCAGAUCGCCAACGGCUACACCCCCGUGUUGGAUUGCCACACCGCUCACAUUGCUUGCAAGUUCGCUGAGAUCAAGGAGAAGGUCGACCGUCGUUCCGGCAAGACCACCGAGGAGAACCCCAAGUUCAUCAAGUCUGGCGAUGCUGCCAUCGUCAACCUGGUGCCCUCCAAGCCCCUGUGCGUGGAGGCCUUCCAGGAGUUCCCCCCUCUGGGUCGCUUCGCUGUGCGUGACAUGAGGCAGACCGUGGCUGUCGGUGUCAUCAAGGCUGUCAACUUCAAGGAUGCCUCCGGUGGCAAGGUCACCAAGGCCGCCGAGAAGGCCACCAAGGGCAAGAAGUAGCUGGUUUGCUUCCACUCAACAACAACAACAACACACGAUAGUAGCAGCAACAACAAGCAUAUAACCAACAUCAUAAUGCAGCCAACAACACCACUCAAUAAUACCAGCAACAGCAGCAGCGAACACAAUAGUAGUAUAACACCAACACCUGUCCUGCGCAUGAUGACCGAUAAGAUGAUGUUCCAGCAGAAGCAUAAGUUUAAUUUCUUCCAUCGAAAGGAGUUUCGACGGAUACGAAUGCUAAAUGCAGACGAGGCCGCCUAAAUUGGGAAACGGUGGAUCCCAAGGAUAAGAGUGCACACUGGGAAAAACACUUGCAUUUAUGCAUCCACUCCUCAUCCACUUCCCCGUCGAUCUUUAGUUUACUACAUAUGAUAUGAUACACGAAGUUGACUUCGUCAUUAUAUCAUAUAUAGGAAUCCUCUGUAGCAUUUAUGAUAUCGUUUAAAUUAACCUUUAUACUUUGAUAUGUAUCAUUUAUCUUACCCUACUUUUGCACACACUACUUUGUACACAAGAAAAGAACCAGAAUAGAAGCGAUAACUAUAUUUACAAAAAAAA
This is a messenger RNA of Drosophila mauritiana, 2079 nucleotides long. It is a transcript of the gene eEF1alpha1, whose product is annotated as elongation factor 1-alpha 1. Lineage: Eukaryota; Metazoa; Arthropoda; Insecta; Diptera; Drosophilidae. Gene Ontology annotation, molecular function: GTP binding; translation elongation factor activity; GTPase activity. Gene Ontology annotation, biological process: translation; translational elongation. Bases 127 to 1518 code for a protein of 463 amino acids. The transcript is spliced from 2 exons. The record is from RefSeq and is a predicted model, not a curated record.